Stylonychia lemnae is the source of this 1245-nucleotide messenger RNA. NCBI's taxonomy places the organism in Eukaryota, Ciliophora, Spirotrichea, Sporadotrichida, Oxytrichidae. The record is from the annotation of a GenBank genome assembly.
AUGGCAGAUAAGUAAAACAUUAUCUAUGUGAAUGUGAGGCAGCAAGUUUGCUCAGUUGCACCAGUAUUCCACUUCAGUUAAAUAGAUCAAAUCUUGAAUGGUAUACUAGGUCUUAAGAUCGAUCAUGUAAAGGUAGAAUAAGAAGUAGACAGAAUCAAAAAAACACUCAAUCUGAUGUGCAAUACUCAUCCCUUAAUCCAGAUCAAUGAUUCUCAUAUGCUUAAUGGAGAAGAUGAAAAUCAACAGGAGAACUAUUAACUCUCACAAAAUCUGGAAAAUUAAAGACUCAACAAGCAACUAGAGAGUGAACUAGAGAAACUUGAUCUUAGGAUAAAAGCCCAGUUCAAAGAUGUGAUUGGUGACAAUAAAGACGAAAUAUCUCUGCUUAAUGAAAUUACUGGCAAAUUCUUCCAAGGAAUACCUCAAUAUAAUGCUGUAGAAUAGGCUCAUGAUAAUCCUCUGUUGAGGUUUUACUGUCAAGUAAAGAUAAAUGGCAGAGAGGUAGGCAGAGGUAUUGCUUAAAAUAAAAAGUAAGCUAAAUACCUUUCAGCCAUCUAAGCCUUGAAAAAUGUGUGCCCCAAACUCUAUGAAGAAUGGAAAGUUAAGUAUAGAAAUGGAGGGAUCAUUGGGAAAGAUUCAUAAGCCAUAAAUGAAAUCCUGAAUGAUCCAAGUAAACUUAGAGAUCUGCUAAAUCAAGAAAAAGAUCAAGAAGUAAGGCAGCACUAGCUGAUGGAAAGCUCUGGUAAGAAGUCUAAGGGCAAGUUCAUCUCACCAUCAAAACCAUCUGGAAUGGCUGACAAAGAGAAUUAACUUUCUUAUAGCAAUGAAGACUCACAGUCCUCAUCUAAUAUGGAAAAUAUUGAUAGUCUAAGUCAACCAGACGGUGAUGAUACAGAGAUAGAUGACCCUGAGCUAAUGCAGAGUAAGAAGCAUCUUUGCCAGAAAUUCACUCCUCUAACAGUGGUUAAGAGUCUUGAAGGCAAGCAUAAAAACCUCAACUUCUAAGAACAUCUGAGUGAAAGCAAGGAUACUCUUAAGAAUAUGAAUGUUUACACAAUAAUCUUCUCUAUAAGAGGCUAUGAAUUUGAGGGUAGAGCAACUGACUACAAUAAACAAAGAGCGAGGUAAGUGGCUGCUCAAAGAUUUCUAAAGUCUUUAUUCCCAAAGACUUUCACUUGGAAGAGGGUGAUAUUACACUUGACUUAACUGAAAGAACCUCUCAACUCAAUUCUAGAAAUUGAAUGA